AUGCCGCCCCCGUCGGCCAACCCGCUGGGCUACACGCCCCCGGACGGAGGCUGGGGCUGGGCCGUGGUCUUCGGCUCCUUCAUCUCCAUCGGCUUCUCGUACGCGUUCCCCAAGUCCAUCACCGUCUUCUUCAAGGAGAUCGAGACCAUCUUCAACGCCAGCACCAGCGAGGUGGCGUGGAUCUCGUCCAUCAUGCUGGCCGUCAUGUACGCGGGCGGCCCCAUCAGCAGCCUGCUGGUGAACCGCUACGGCAGCCGGCCGGUGGUGCUGGUGGGCGGCUGCCUGGCCAGCGUGGGCCUGGUCACCGCCUCCUUCUGCACCUCGGUGCAGGAGCUGUACGUGUGCAUCGGCGUGGUGGGCGGUCUGGGGCUGGCCUUCAACCUCAACCCCGCGCUCACCAUCAUCGGCAAGUACUUCUACCGGAAGCGGCCGCUGGCCAACGGGCUGGCCAUGGCGGGCAGCCCGGUCUUCCUGUCCACGCUGGCGCCGCUCAACCAGGCCUUCUUCCGCAUCUACGGCUGGCGGGGCAGCUUCCUCAUCCUGGGAGGGCUGCUGCUCAACUGCUGCGUGGCCGGCUCGCUCAUGCGCCCCAUCGGCCCGGCGCCGCCUGCGGCCGCCCCCGCCGGGAACAGCGUGCGGGCCGCGGCCCCGGCCGCCCCCUCGGUGGCCCCCGCCGCGCCCGCGCCCGCGCCCGCCCCCGCCCCCGCCUCGGACUCGCUGCUGGCGCACCGCGGCUUCCUCAUCUACCUCUCGGGAAACCUGGUCAUGUUCUUCGGGCUCUUCGCGCCCCUGGUCUUCCUCGCCAACUACGGCAAGACCAAGGACUUCUCGAGCGAGGAGGCGGCCUUCCUGCUGUCCAUCCUGGCCUUCGUGGACAUGGGCGCGCGGCCCACCAUGGGCUUCGUGGCCAACACGGGCCUGAUCCGGCCGCGCAUCCAGUACUUCUUCGCCUGCGCCUUCGUGGCCAACGGCGUCUGCCACCUGCUGCUGCCGCUGGCCCGCGGCUACCUGGGCUUCUGCCUGUACGCCGGCUUCUUUGGCUUCGCCUUCGGGUGGCUGAGCUCGGUGCUGUUCGAGACGCUGAUGGACCUGGUGGGCCCGCAGCGCUUCUCCACCACGGUGGGCGUGGUGACCAUCUCCGAGUGCUGCCCGGUGCUGCUGGGCCCGCCGCUGCUCGGCCGCCUCAAGGACGUGUACGGGGACUACAAGUACACCUACUGGGCGUCGGGCGCCGUGCUCAUCGCCUCGGGCAUCUACCUCUUCGUGGGCAUGGGCAUCAACUACCGCCUGCUGGAGAAGGAGCGCGCGGCCGGGGAGCCGCGCAGGGACAGCGCGGAGGAGCGCGCCGGGGUCGGGGCCGAGCCCCCGGGCAGCGGGGCCGAGCGGCGCAGCGAGACCCAGCGCAGCGCGGCGGAGGAGCGCAGCGGGGCCGAGCGCAGCGGGGCCGAGCGCAGCGGGGCCGAGCGCAGCGGGGCCGAGCGCAGCGGGUCGGAGGAGGCGGAAGAGCUCCCGCCGCCGGAGAGCCUCCGCGAGGAGGAGGCGGCGGCGCCGGAGGAGGUCGCGGAGGCGCCCGAGCCGGAGGCCGCGGUGGGGGCCGCGGAGGAGGCCGAGGCGGCGGCGGAGGCCGAGGCGGCGGCGGACGAGGAGGAGAAGGAGGAGGACCCCGCGUGA
Dipodomys spectabilis (banner-tailed kangaroo rat) is the source of this 1671-nucleotide messenger RNA. RefSeq names its product monocarboxylate transporter 1-like. Gene Ontology annotation, molecular function: monocarboxylic acid transmembrane transporter activity. Gene Ontology annotation, cellular component: membrane. The transcript has 3 exons. The coding region runs from base 1 to 1671 and encodes 556 amino acids. Gene Ontology annotation, biological process: transmembrane transport; monocarboxylic acid transport. The record is from RefSeq and is a predicted model, not a curated record. NCBI's taxonomy places the organism in Eukaryota, Metazoa, Chordata, Mammalia, Rodentia, Heteromyidae.